Molecule: messenger RNA, 1647 nt
Organism: Ceratina calcarata
Lineage: Eukaryota; Metazoa; Arthropoda; Insecta; Hymenoptera; Apidae
Exons: 2
Coding region: 302-1639 (445 amino acids)
Cellular component (GO): extracellular region
Molecular function (GO): chitin binding
Source: RefSeq, a predicted model, not a curated record
AACAAUGGAUUUCAUUCUUAUUUUCACGAAUACGUACGCUGCAACUAAACAAUUUUGAAGUGAGCAAAGCUUUCGCUUUAAAUAGAGAAAGAGCAAAAUAUGUUCCGUAUUUUUACGAAGUAGCGAUUUUAGUAACGUAAUCAUAUUACAGUAAUAUUUUAUAAGUAAAGGACAGGGUCAGAUAACUGUAUCCGAAGGUGCUGAAGAAGGUAAAGUACGGGGGAAUGUGCGAAAAGCAAACAGUAGCAAGCUGGAAGAAUUUUAGUCAACCGCACAACGGCAUAGGCGACAGUAUAACGAGAUGAGACUGAUAGUUCUUAUUUUUUAUUCCAUCCUGAUUACGGUCGAAUCGUCGAAAUGUCCAGAAUCGAGAAAACCUCAUCCCACCAGUUGCACUGUAUUUUAUAAUUGCGUGAAUCUACCUGAUGGCGGUUACGUUUGGGUGCCCAAUAAAUGUACCGAGGGCUUGAUAUUUCAGCCGUACUUAAGAAUGUGCGUUUUACCGGGUGAUUCCUGGACGUGCGAUACGCUAUCAAUGGAGUCGUCGAUCAUUACGAAGAGGUACGAUAUUCCUGAUUUGAUCGACCCGAAUGAAACUAGUUACUUGGGAUCAACAGAAGAUCCUGUAGAUUUUUCUGAACAUAUCGAUUCGUCAGAUACUACUGAUAGCAUUCCCAACGAUUCAAAUGAAGACAUGGCAACUCCAUAUCCGUUGAUCGAGAUUCCAGAAAUGGAAGAUAAAUACGAAUUAAAUGAUAAUAAUUGUUCGACGAAUGAUAUCCGAAAAGAUAAUUUACAAAUGAAUGUUAAUAAGAAACAGUACUCAAUGUUAAAUCAAUUGAUACGUCAUCUACUAAUUUACAAAGAAAUUACUAUUCCUUUAGAAUUCUUGGCGUCGUCGUCGUUACCUACGCCAUCGAAACCUGUUUCGAAUUUACCGUUGUCUAGUUAUCUUAUACAAAAUUACAUUCAGCAAAAUAAUAAUUUGCAAAACACUAUUAUAACUGGAACGAAAUUGCAAAAUGAAACCGAAGGAAGUACAGUAAAUGAAAACGAUAAGAAGAAUUCAUUAUCAGUUAUAAAAGGCGAUACGUCAAUGUCUAAUAAUUUACAAACUGAGGACACUAUAAUUAUGAUUACCGACAACGUGGGACACAAGCAAUACUUAACUAAAGAAAAAUACAAAUUAUUGGGCUACAAUUUGGACCCGGAAUACGUCCACAUUAUUCCGUGCACGAAAAAUGUUCGAAUGCCAAAUAUGACGGAUUGUGUUAAGUAUUAUGUAUGCGAACCGGAAAUGGCUUUGGUGAUCGAAUACUCGUGUCCUUUGUUCACUGCAUUUAACAAACACGCGAGGACGUGCGAUAUAGAAACUUAUGGUAAAUGCAAAGAAGACAGAAACAUCAAAGAGACAAUAGAUGCUCCUAUUAAUAUUUUUCAAACGAACGUACCGAAUAAAGAAAUAUGCAUGGAACAUGGGAAAAUGAAAGAUCCUACGUCUGAAUCGCGAUACUACAUUUGUUACAAUUCGCCAGAUGAUUCACAGAAUAUUAAAGCUAUCCGAAUGACAUGCCCUAACGACCUAAUAUUUUGUCAGAUUAAGAAAGUGUGUACGAUCCGACGUCUCUGUAAAACAUGAAAAAAUCU